GUAGUGGAGUGUGACAUCGCUCACUGGACGGAGAAACUCCAGCGAGGCGAGGGAAUUACACAUUUUAUAACAAUUUUCGUACAGCAGACUUGAGAAAUGAAAUUUAUACAUUAAACGAGAAGAGGGAAUAAAACCAAAAAUGACGGUGGAUUUUGAAGAAUGUAUUAAGGAUUCGCCCAGAUUUAGGGCGAACAUCGAUGAAGUGGAGACAGACGUGGUGGAAAUCGAAGCUAAGCUCGAUAAGCUGGUGAAGCUAUGCAGUGGGAUGAUAGAAGCGGGGCGGGCGUACGUCAGCGCCAACAAGCUCUUCGUCAGCGGGAUCCGCGACCUGUCCCAGCAGUGCGAGAAGGACCUGAUGAUCUCGGAGUGCCUGGAGAAGUGUGGGGAGCGUCUCCAGGAAAUCGUCAACUACCACACGAUUCUCUUUGAUCAAGCUCAGCGGUCUGUCAAGCAACAGCUUCACAGCUUCGUUAAAGAUGACAUUCGCAAGUUCAAGGACACGAAGAAGCAGUUUGACAAGGUGCGUGAGGAUAUGGAGAUCGCCCAGGUGAAGAACGCGCAGGCACCCCGGAACAAGCCCCACGAGGUGGAGGAGGCCACCAGCACCCUCACCCUCACGCGCAAGUGCUUCCGCCACCUCGCCCUGGACUACGUGCUGCAGAUCAAUGUUCUGCAGGCAAAGAAGAAAUUUGAAAUCCUAGAUGCGAUGCUCUCCUUCAUGCACGCAGAGUACACACUCUUCCACCAGGGCUACCACCUCCUGGACCAGAUCGACCCCUACAUGAAGAAGCUGGCAGCCGACCUGGACCAGCUGGUGAUCGACUCGGCCAUGGAGAAGAGAGAGAUGGAGCACAAACAUGCCACCAUCCAGCAGAGGACCCUAAUGCAGGACUUCUCCUAUGACGACUCUAAAGUGGAGUUCAACGUGGACGCCCCAGACGGAGUGGUGAUGGAGGGGUACCUGUUCAAAAGGGCCAGCAACGCCUUCAAAACGUGGAAUAGGCGGUGGUUCUCAAUACAGAACAGUCAACUGGUGUAUCAGAAGAAGCUAAAGGAUGCCCUGACGGUGGUGGUGGAGGACCUGAGACUCUGUUCAGUCAAACCCUGCGAGGACAUCGAGAGGAGGUUCUGCUUCGAAGUCGUCUCUCCCACAAAGAGCUGCAUGCUGCAGGCGGAGUCAGAGAAGCUGAGGCAGUCCUGGAUCCAGGCUGUGCAGGCCAGCAUCGCCUCGGCCUACAGAGAGAUCCCCGAUAACUACUACAUAGAGCGCUUGGACCGCACCGCCUCGCCCUCCACCAGCAGCAUCGACUCGGCCAGCGAGCCUCGGGAGCGGGGCGUUCGGGGGGAGACGCUGGUGCAGCGCGCCCAGGCCGUCCCGGGGAACGAGCAGUGCUGCGACUGCGGCCAGCCUGACCCCCGCUGGGCCAGCAUCAACCUGGGCAUCCUGCUGUGCAUCGAGUGCUCCGGCAUACACAGGAGUCUGGGGGUUCAGUGCUCAAAGGUUCGCUCCCUGACUCUCGACUCAUGGGAACCAGAGCUGCUGAAGCUGAUGUGUGAGCUGGGCAAUCGCACCGUCAAUCAGAUCUACGAGGGCACCCACGAGGAGCAGGGCCUGAAGAAACCAGGGCCGGCCAGUUCAAGGCAGGAGAAGGAGGCCUGGAUCAAGGCCAAGUAUGUGGAGAAGAAGUUCCUGAAGAAGAUGGCAGGCAGCGAGGCGCUGGUGGACGCGGAGAGGAAAUCCCGCCGCUGGAGCCAGAAGAAGUGCCAGAGGCACAGCAGCUCCGUCAGAGCGCUGAAGUCCCGCCGCAAAUACCGCCGCGAGCUGGGCAGCGUCGGCCCCGGCAACCUGGCGUCAGCUGCGGCCCAGUUCCGCAGGGACUCUCUGUUCUGUCCUGAUGAGCUGGACUCCCUCUUCUCCUACUUCGACACUGGCUCCGGGCCCCGCAGUCUGAGCAGCGAUAGCGGACUUGGCGGGAGCACGGACGGCAGCACAGACAUCCUGGUGUUCGGUUCUGUGGUGGACAGCGUCACAGAGGAAGAGUGUGAGGAGUCGGAGGAGUCAAGCGGGGAGGUGGAGGCAGAGCUGGAGCAGGAGGCAGAGGCGUGGGACCCAGAGGACCUGCGGGACCCUCUCCCCGGGGGUCUGCUGUACCGCGCGUCCCGCGCCCGAAACCUGCCUGUCAUGGCCGAGGCCCUGGCCCACGGAGCCGACGUCAACCUGGCAACCGAGGAGGACGAGGGCAAGAGCCCCCUCAUACAGGCUGUGAUGGGGGGCUCUCUGAUAGCCUGCGAGUUCCUGCUCCAAAAUGGCGCUGAUGUGAACCAAAGAGACUCACGAGGGAGGGGUCCCCUCCACCACGCCACAUACCUGGGUCACACAGGGCAGGUGUGCUUGUUCCUAAAGCGGGGUGCCACUCAGACCGACGGGGACGAGGACGGACACAACCCCCUCAGUAUCGCCGUGCAGGCCGCCAACGCUGACAUCGUCACCUUGCUGCGUCUGGCCAGGAUGAACGAGGAAAUGCGUGAGUCGGAGGGCCCCUUCGGACAGCCAGGGGACAGCACGUAUGCCGACAUCUUUAGGGAAUUUUCUCACAUGGCGUCACACAAUCCCGAAAAGCUGAAGCGGAGGAGCAGGCACUUCCGACAUUCCUUCAGGUAGCGCCUGCACGCCAGUAACUAGCCGGAAAACCGUCCGUGUACUUGAAGAGCGCCGUCGUCACUUUUCUGAGCUCCCCAAUGCAUCCCUUUUCCGGACAUUCCCUGGAUCAUCAAACGGACGUCCUGUUGUGUAGAAAGAGGAUGGGGGGG
Messenger RNA from Conger conger (European conger), 2811 nucleotides. RefSeq names its product arf-GAP with coiled-coil, ANK repeat and PH domain-containing protein 3-like. The transcript has 25 exons. The record is from RefSeq and is a predicted model, not a curated record. Gene Ontology annotation, cellular component: cytoplasm. NCBI's taxonomy places the organism in Eukaryota, Metazoa, Chordata, Actinopteri, Anguilliformes, Congridae. Gene Ontology annotation, molecular function: GTPase activator activity; protein binding. The coding region runs from base 140 to 2662 and encodes 840 amino acids.